Chilo suppressalis (striped riceborer) is the source of this 4188-nucleotide messenger RNA. The record is from the annotation of a GenBank genome assembly. NCBI's taxonomy places the organism in Eukaryota, Metazoa, Arthropoda, Insecta, Lepidoptera, Crambidae.
UACAAAUACGCGCGACCACUGUGAUUUCAAACUACUGCCCAUAUCUGGUUCCUCAAAUAAUAUGUCUCGUCUAGUUGGUAACGAGCGUUUAUAUCAUUGAUAGCAUUAAUUUAGUCAAUAGUUAAAAUAUGAAAGCAGCGUAUGUAGUAAAACCAGAUGGUACCUAUAACUUUAGACCAUCGUGACAUUAUCACUAUAAAACCCACGCAUUUGCUCCUGUGACAUGGUUUCGUUCACAACGAUAAAAGACAGAUGGUGCGUUUCCAUUGUAAUUAAACUUGUGGUCACUUAUAAUAAUGUGUCUGUUUAGAAGGCAAAUUUAGUAAAUCCUAAGGGAUCAAUCUCGAUAACUCAGCUUAAUUUCGGUGUAUUCCGUGUAUAUCGUGAUAAUGAGAACGCACAGCUUGUGAGAGUCAUGUAAUAAAUAUUUUUUAAGAAAGAUCAAGCAAACCAUAUUAACUUGACACAAGAUAUAAUAUCACGAAUAGCAACCAAAUUUAAAAACUAAUUAUAUAAGUUAACUAACAGGAUUAUGUUCAAGGUUUCGGUUGAUAAUGCGAACGCGGACGACAUACAGUGCUGCGCCGCGCCCGCCAAGCCGUUGACUCACGGUCUGCCACGCCAGGAAUGUAACACUUUUAGGACGAUGCCUUUUGACAUUACUGAUACUGACUGACCGUACCAAACACAGACCACACCCACUUUCAAAAUUUUUUUCUUAUAUAUUCUGACUUUUUUAGGACACUAUAUUUUACCUUAAUUUAAUCUCUUAUAAGACUUGUCCAUACAUUUGAACAGUCAUUUACAAUGUAACAUGUUUAAUAAGCUUCCUGAAAACUAUUUGAGACCUUAAUAUUUCUAAUAUUAAUAUGAAAAAUAACCACCGGCCCAAGGUAUGUAACCCUGAGGUAUCCCUUAUUUCGAUCCUGAAAAUGAACACAAAAGUCGAGACUUCGUAUAUGUACAUAAACGGAUUUUUGAAACAGAAUCUGUCACUUGCUCUGUAUACUUCAAAUGCCUCCGUUAAAGAAUUUAAAAGAAUCAAAUUUGUCGAAAGUCAUAUUAAAAACCUUUCUUAGAAAAUCAACUGUCCUUGUCAGACAACAAGUUUUAGAAAGAAAACUUAGAGAUUUUUUUACUAAGUAACGAAGGUUGUAGGUAAAUUGUUUAACUACAACCUUCGUAACUUACGUAAAAAAAUCCAAUAGAGGAGUACAAACCCUAAAGUUGGACAAUUUGAAUCAAUCAGGUGGUUAAAAUUCGUUCCGUAAUUUACAGUGUUCAUUGGAGCCGUAACAAAUUAACUUGCUAUUCUAAUUAAAACUAUUGCUCAGUGCACACCAAUCGAAAGUGAAUAUUAUUUUUAUCUCGGGAGCAAAUUGUCAUUACAAACAGCAAGAACUGUAAAAUACAUAAAGAAUUUAAGGUGUUCAUGAUGUGUCUGUUUGUUAAAAUUCGAUCAAUAAUUUUCAAGUACAAAAUUAUUAUAAAUAUGUAAUUAUUCAAUAAAAUUUGUGUACAGUAAAAUCACAACCUAAAUAUUAUUACAAAGAAGAAGUUAAUUGGUAACACUUAUCACUUUAUUAACUUAUUAACGAUGGGUGAUGUCCUUUAUGUAUGCCUCAUGCUAGCUGGCCGAAUAACUUGUGAUCUGUGAUAAAGGCACAUCGGGCAUCCAGACGACUUUUGUUUGCGAUUUUCAAACACCCGGUGGCAUCGUGUUGCGGAUUAGCGCGCAGGUCGUCUGAUAAUUUAGUGGGCAAAGCGCUGCAGUCGGCCGAACGCUCCACGCGCGUUCUGACGUACGCUUGUUCAGCGGGUCUGUUACAAAAUAAGUUAACAUUUCCGUAAAACUCAAUAAUUCACAAAUUGCAAAUCCCGCGUAGCCUUGUGAUUCUCGUGCAUCCAGUCGAGCAGGCUUCAUGCGUCAAUUUUGCAACACGGUUUCGCGCGCUGCUGGCCGCUCCGCUUGUUUUUAACGAAUAAUUUGCAGUGUCCAAAACUUAAAUACUAAGUUAAUCACGUCUUCAUUGUUUAUCGGCUUUUCUUUAGUAAUAUUUAUGGUUUUCUCUUACGUGAUGGUUUAAUCUAUGUACUGCAAAAUGUUGUCCAUGGAAUCAUUGUGGUCUGGAUCUGAAGUAGAGCUGUCUACUUUGAGGCUGUGUAAAACCGCUUCGGAAAGGUCCGAAUACCGCCAGUGUAGAAGGAAACCCUCGAAGAGCCUAAUACCACAAGGCUUACUUCACGCCCUGCCGGAGCCGCAACCCAAAUCUCAUAGGCGUCGCAGAUCUGGCACAUGGCCGAGAACCAGAUCCUUGAACGCGCCAUCACCUAUUCAACAGUUUGGACCAUGCGGCAGGAUAAUGAAGAACUCGGCGAUGGUUAUGCAAAUCCAAGACCCGGCGUCGCAACGGUUGACUUGGUACAAACCUCCCCUGACGGUGUUAGUCAUCAAGAAGGUGCACGACGCUACCAUUCUGGCGCCAUUCGUGCAGCUCGUUCACUGGCUGGUGCAAGACAAAAGUAUGGUGGUGUUUGUGGAAGCAGCGGUGCUGGAUGACGUCCUUCUGAAGGAAUACGAGAGUUUCGUAGUGGUGCGGGAGAGGUUGAUGACCUUCCGCGCCGGCACUGACGACCUCACAGACAAGAUCGACUUCAUCAUAUGUCUGGGCGGCGACGGCACGUUACUGCAUGCUAGUUCCCUCUUCCAGCAAUCAGUCCCUCCAGUAAUGGCAUUCCAUUUAGGCUCAUUAGGAUUUCUUACGCCGUUCGAGUUCAAUAACUUCCAGGAGCAAGUUAUGAAUGUUUUAGAAGGUCACGCAGCGUUAACGUUAAGGUCGCGAUUGCAAUGCGUGGUGUUGCGGAAGAGCAACGAUAUCGGCAAAGACAAGAAGAAGCCUACCACUAUAUUGGUGCUCAAUGAAGUGGUCGUGGACCGCGGCCCUUCACCCUACUUAUCGAAUAUAGACUUAUUCCUAGACGGAAAACAUAUUACCUCGGUGCAAGGCGAUGGUUUGAUCGUCUCGACGCCGACCGGCAGUACGGCAUACGCAGUAGCGGCGGGCGCUGGUAUGAUCCACCCUUCAGUCCCCGCCGUCAUGGUGACGCCCAUCUGUCCGCACUCGCUGUCCUUCCGCCCGAUCGUGGUCCCCGCCGGCGUGGAGCUCAAGAUUGCACUGUCCCCGGACGCCAGGAACGCUAUGUGGGUGUCGUUCGACGGCAGGAACCGGCAAGCGCUCCAACACGGCGAUAGUUUAUACGUGACCACGUCAGUAUACCCGGUUCCGUCGAUCUGCGCGCAGGACCAAAUCUCCGACUGGUUCGAUUCCCUGGCUGAAUGCUUGCACUGGAACGUGCGUAAAAAGCAGAAACAGAUGGAUGAGCUCAGCGACCACACGCACUCUUCCAUCGACAAUCUAGAAGAACUGGAGGCAAACCACCAUGACGAUAGACCUGCGGAUACGUGACGUAACGGACUUCUAACAGAAACGUAGUGUAAGCGGCCGUUCGAAAUGUUGACGUCAAAUCCAAUAUGGCAGAUUAGGGUGUACGCGAAUUUUUCCCAAUUUUUGUAAGCAGUUUACGGUCAACGUUUUUUAUUAUACAGAUUAAUGUGAUCGAGAUGUUCACUGUGUAUCGGGGCCUUGUUGUAAGAUAGUUGUAUCUAAGUGGUUUUAGGCAAUAUCAAAUUGAAUUAUAAUAAUGCAGCUAACUGUGUAACUUAAUAACGACUGGAAAUUAGUUUAGUUUCGAUUUAUGAAAAAAUUGUUACCUUGUCACAAUAUGAAGAGUGGAUCCCGCAUCAAUACCUAUUUCAUUUUGUAUCAUCCUAUUAUUUCAUCGUAACUACAUUCCCGAUGAGUGAUAACAACGCAGAAAUCAUGAAAUGAUAUUAAUAAAAUAAUAUAAAUCGACUGCCAUUGUUAAAGAAAAUAUACCCCAUUACGACAAUACGUAUUUGAUCAAAAUGAAAGAAAGUGAAACUAUUUAAUCACAUUUAUAUACUACCCGUUUGCUUCGAGUUGGCCUUCGAUGACCGUUACAAAAUGAGGCUCAGCCAAUCACCAUCUGGUACCGUCAACCAAUAGGAUCGACUAAUAGGGUCUGUCUAGGAGCGUGGUGCGGGGAGGGUGGGAGCGGCCAACUAGAUCUAAGUGAACAUUAACUGUCAAAUUUUCUUAUAGAUUG